GGCUGCGCUGAGCCGCUGGCUUUUCCCGGCGCGGCCGCCCGAGGCCGGCGAAGCCAUGGGCGCCGCGACCCCGCCGCCGCCGCCGCCGCCGCCGCCGCCGCCCGGCCCCAGGAAGAGAAGUUAAACUUUGAGAGAAACCUAAUGGACAAUCUCCACCACAGAUGGUAACACAAAAUAAUCCAGAUGGGGUGCAGGUGCUGUAAAAUGAUACAAAGCUAUCUCUUUGAUCCGGCUCAAGUGUCCUCCCCUGGCUAUGUCAACGAGGUGAACAGCUGCAAGGUGGAUGAAGGUGACACUGGUAAACUGAAAGGCAAAGAGAGCAGCCAAGUCCUCGUGCACAAAAAUGAGCUGCAGAUCCAGGGCCUGAAGAGGACGUCCAGCAGAGGCCGAGCCUGCGGCGGGCAGGAGACCCAUUGGCCUCCUCCAGGACAGCCCCCUCAGGGGGAUACGGCAGGGGGACACUGUGCCGGCAAGGCCGGUAGUGCCAUCAAUGGCAUCAGCCCUGCCCUUGCCCCCCUGAAGCCCACUGGAGAUCAUGGGCCCCACCAGGGAGACAGGGGCUUACUGCCUGCGAACAUCGUCGCCCCAACUCACCCCUUCCCAGAAAGAGGAGGCCCGGGACAACAGGACAGUGCGCUGCUGGCCUCUCAAGAGACCCCGGUCGUCCAAAAUGGGGACUCCAGAGCUGCUUCCAGGGCGGAAGGUCCUGCAUUGGAAGUACUAGACCAUGACCUCCAGAUCCCGGCCCCAGAUUACCCUCCCCUUUGGGGCUCUGUUGUAGACAAAGCUGAUCGGGAAGAAAAGGACUGUCUUUCCAAGAGCCAGACUGAGGAGGACCCCCUGGCGGGAACUCACCCCAGGGCAGGGGAGCACGGUUUGAACAUGCCCUUCCCCUUGAAGAGAAGUUGGGAUUCCUUGAACGAGGCCAUGACGACAGACGGCCUAAGCGUCUGCUUUAAAGAGGAGGCUGUUGUUCAGGCCAAUUCGAGAACCGAGCGGGAAGAUGCACGUGGCUCCCCCGGCGAGCCGGGCGGGGACGUGGAGGAUGAGGAUGCGGCCGUGGCCGAAGCCCUUGCGGCCUUAGAAGCAGCAACCGCCGGAGAAGACGUGGACAUGGACGAGGGAGAUUAGGGCCCUGAGCAGGUGGCGCAGUGCGCACGUCGGGUGCGCGUGCUCUGUGGACAGACUGGCGCCCCCCG
Messenger RNA from Lontra canadensis (Northern American river otter), 1199 nucleotides. It is a transcript of the gene PGCKA1, whose product is annotated as chromosome unknown C4orf19 homolog. Bases 184 to 1131 code for a protein of 315 amino acids. The record is from RefSeq and is a predicted model, not a curated record. The transcript is spliced from 4 exons. NCBI's taxonomy places the organism in Eukaryota, Metazoa, Chordata, Mammalia, Carnivora, Mustelidae.